ACCAACUUUUCUUUCUUCUUCUUACUCCAUCACAUCACAUUGAUUUUAAGAUUUUUUUCUUUCCCUUUAAUCCAAAGCUUCCUCUUCGUUUUAUUAGAACCAAUCUUCCAUCUCUUUUCUAAGUUAGCAAUGGCUGUUGGUGAGGUCAUGAGGAUGGAGAUUCCCGCCAGUGGAGAUUUGUCAGUUACUUCGCCGGAGUUACAUGUUCUAGCUGUUGAUGAUAGUAUUGUGGAUCGUAAAGUCAUUGAGAGAUUGCUAAGAAUCUCUGCCUGUAAAGUGACUACUGUGGAGAGUGGGACUAGGGCUUUGCAGUAUCUUGGAUUAGAUGGAGACAAGGGAGCUUCUGGCCUUAAUGAUUUGAAGGUGAAUUUGAUAGUGACAGAUUACUCAAUGCCAGGACUAACAGGAUAUGAUCUUCUCAAGAAGAUUAAGGAAUCUUCUGCUUUCAGAGAAAUACCAGUUGUGAUUAUGUCAUCUGAGAACAUCUUACCUCGUAUAGAACAAUGUCUGAAAGAAGGAGCAGAGGAUUUUCUGUUAAAACCCGUGAAACUAGCUGAUGUAAAGCGAAUAAAAGAACUAAUAAUGAGAAAUGAGGCAGAAGACUGUAAAACUAUAAGCCAUUCUAACAAGAGAAAGCUUGCAGAAGGCAUUGAUACACCAUCACCGUCAUCAUCAUCAAGUCAUGAUUAUUCUUCUGUCAAGGACUUUCCAUCUUCAAAACGGAUGAAAUCAGAAUCUGAAAACCUUUCAUCUCUCCUUUGAAAUCUAUAUAUAUAUAUAUAUAUAACUAUAUAAGCCAAGAUCUUAGCUAACACUGUCUGUUAAUAUACCACAUCUCUGUUUUUGGUCAUUC
This is a messenger RNA of Eruca vesicaria subsp. sativa (arugula), 853 nucleotides long. Lineage: Eukaryota; Viridiplantae; Streptophyta; Magnoliopsida; Brassicales; Brassicaceae. The record is from the annotation of a GenBank genome assembly.